AUGGCGUGCCGCCGCCUCGCCCUCCCCAAGCGUGAUUCUAAUUGCUUUGCCCGUCGCAUCGAUGGGGAUGGUCUAGUAGUCUUUCUUUCUAAGCUGAUGCUCAUCGACGCUGAAACAGUGAAACUGCAACUGCUGCAAAGCUUUCAGAUUGACGCCACCUUUUUUAGAUUCGGGGCUGCUACGACGCAUCGACUGGCACUGGCGGAGAACGCGGUUAACAAGGAGGAAGCUUCUUUCAUAGCACCUGCUGCUGCUGCAGAUACAAGUACAACCACUACAGGUGCAGGUGGUGGUGUGCUUACAAGUCGACAAGAUCGGCGCCGAUCAGGAUUUGCUGGCAAGCUUAGGAAGCAGCUUUCACGUAGUACCUUCUUUGCUUGUGACAUUGAUGGUUCGAAAAAAGAGGUCAAGAAUCCAACCAGCACAAGGUUCAAAGAUGUCACGGGGAUCGAUGGCGCGAAAGCUGAGGACAUAGUACAGUACCCGCAAGACCCUGAGCGUUUGGCUUGUGACUUUGAUGGUUCGAAAAAAGAGGUCAAGAAUCCAACCAGCACAAGGUUCAAAGAUGUCACGGUUAUCGAUGGCGCGAAAGCCGAGGACAUAGUACAGCACCUGCAAGACCCUCAGCAUUUGGCUUGUGAUUUUGAUGGCUCGAAAAAGGAGGUCAAGAAUUCAACUAGGACAAAGUUCAGCGAUGUCAAGGGGAUUGAUGGCGCCAAAGCCGAGCUCGAGGACAUUGUGCACUACCUACGAGACCCUGGGCGUUUCACACGCCUCGGUGGCAAGCUUCCGAGAGGCGUCCUGCUCCUCGGUGCGCCUGGCACUGGGAAGACAAUGUUGGCAAGGGCGCUGGCCGAGGAAGCCAGCGUGCCCUUCUUUGCGUGCAGCGGCAGCGAAUUCAACGACGACUAUGUGUUCGUUGGGGCAAAAAGAGUGAGGGCGCUCUUCGCCGCGGCGAAGAAGCGAUCUCCUUGCAUAGUGUUCAUCGAUGAGAUCGACGCCAUCGCUGGGAGUGGGAGCAGGAACUCAUAUAGUUCAGAGUCGCAGAUGCAUACCCUGAACCAGCUGCUAGUUGAGCUAGAUGGCUUCGAGCAGAAUGACGGGGUCAUCGUGGUCGCGGCGACCAACAUCCCCGAGUCGUCACUGGAUAAGGCCCUUGUUAGGUCUGGGCGUUUCGACCGUCACGUUCAGAUUCCUUAUCCAAAUGCUAAGGGCCGAAGGCAGAUCCUUGAGGCCCAUAUGUCAAAGGUCUUGAAAGCCAAGGAUGUUGAUCUUAAGACCAUCGCCAAUGAGACGUCUGGAUUCACAGGUGCAGACCUCGCAAACCUGGUGAACGAAGCCGCUCUCAAGGCUGCCAAGGACGGGGCAGAAGCUGUCACGACACAACACCUCGAGUAUGCUGCCAUGAAAAGGAUCAUCAUGGGCAGCAAGAACAAAACGGCGGCGAUGCCUGAGAGCUGCAGGAAGAUGGUCGCGUACCAUGAGGGAGGGCAUGCUGUUGUUGCCAUCCACACGGACAGCGCUGCUCCUCUUGACAAGGCUACCAUUGUUCCCACGGUGGAUAAUCUUGGCAUGGUGACGCAGCUGCCAGAGGAGGACGAUAAGUUUUUAUUGUCAAGGGAGAAGUUACUGGCACAACUGGAUGUCCUCAUGGGAGGCCGGGCUGCCGAGGAGGUUAUCUUUGGCGAGAGCAAGGUGAGCUCCCUCGCCUUGUCUGACCUAAGAAAGGCGACUAAGCUGGCGACGGAGAUGGUCGCCAGGUAUGGUAUGAGCAAGCGGGUCGGCCCUGUUUCGUAUGACAAUGACGGCGAUGAUGACGGUUGGGAUGCCAAGACCAUGAUCUGGCAAUCGAAGUACCUGGUUAAUGAGGAGGUGAGAGAAUUGCUAGGCAAAGCUUACAAUAACGCAAAGACGAUCCUCACGGCACAUAGUAGGGAGCUUCAUGCGCUGGCCAACGCCCUCCUGAAGGACCAAACUCUCACUGGAGACCAGAUCACGGCCCUCCUGAAGCACGAGACUCUCGCCGGAGGCCAGACCACGAAACAAGUAUUGCCUGCCCGCCAAAAUGAGUUAAUCGUGUAG
Molecule: messenger RNA, 2082 nt
Organism: Triticum urartu
Lineage: Eukaryota; Viridiplantae; Streptophyta; Magnoliopsida; Poales; Poaceae
Source: RefSeq, a predicted model, not a curated record